Messenger RNA from Neurospora tetrasperma FGSC 2508, 2105 nucleotides. RefSeq names its product histone deacetylase RPD3. The transcript is spliced from 4 exons. Bases 1 to 1935 code for a protein of 644 amino acids. The record is from RefSeq and is a predicted model, not a curated record. Gene Ontology annotation, molecular function: histone deacetylase activity. Lineage: Eukaryota; Fungi; Ascomycota; Sordariomycetes; Sordariales; Sordariaceae.
AUGCCUUCCACAUUCACCGAUCCCGCCGGAGUCGCGCGUGACGAGCCGUUGUAUACCGUCGUCCACAAUGACAAGAAGCGGGUCGCCUACUUCUACGACUCCGACAUUGGCAACUAUGCCUACGUGACCGGCCAUCCUAUGAAGCCCCAUCGUAUCCGUCUUGCCCACAGUCUGGUCAUGAACUACAACGUGUACAAGUUUCUCGAGGUCUACUUUCACACCGACGAGUAUAUUGAGUUUUUACAAAAGGUUACGCCCGACAACAUGGACGGGUUCAUGCGCGAGCAGGGCAAGUACAAUGUUGGCGACGACUGUCCCGUUUUCGACGGCCUGUUUGAGUUCUGCGGCAUCAGUGCCGGCGGAAGUAUGGAGGGUGCCGCUCGCUUGAAUCGGGACAAGUGCGACAUCGCCAUCAAUUGGGCCGGUGGUUUACAUCACGCCAAGAAGAGCGAAGCUAGCGGUUUCUGCUAUGUCAAUGAUAUCGUCCUGGCUAUCCUAGAGCUCCUGCGUUUCAAGAAGCGCGUUCUUUACAUUGACAUCGAUGUGCACCACGGCGAUGGUGUCGAAGAAGCCUUUUAUACGACGGAUCGCGUCAUGACCGUAUCCUUCCACAAGUACGGCGAGUACUUCCCCGGUACCGGCGAGUUGCGCGACAUUGGUAUCGGUUCCGGCAAGAACUAUGCCGUCAACUUCCCCCUCCGCGAUGGAAUCGACGACACCACCUACAGCUCCAUCUUCCAGCCCGUCAUUAGCGCUGUCAUGCAAUACUUCCAACCUGAGGCUGUUGUCCUCCAAUGCGGUGGUGACAGUUUGUCCGGUGAUCGUCUUGGCUGCUUUAACUUGAGCAUGCGCGGCCAUGCUAACUGCGUUAAUUACGUGCGAAGCUUUGGACUGCCCACUCUGGUUCUCGGCGGGGGUGGCUACACCAUGCGCAACGUCGCAAGGACUUGGGCCUACGAAACCGGCCGUUUGGUUGGUGUCGAGAUGAACCCAGUCCUUCCUUACAACGAGUACUACGACUAUUACGGUCCCGACUACGAGCUUGAUGUGCGUUCUUCCAAUAUGGAGAACGCCAACAGCCCAGAGUACCUGGAGAAGAUCAAGAUAUCAGUGAUAGAAAACCUGAAGAAGACCGCCCCAGUUCCCUCUGUCCAGAUGCAGGACGUUCCGCGUCAGGGCUUCGGUAUGUCGGACGAUCAGGAAGACGAGCUUGACGACAUGGAUGAGGACGAGAACAAGGAUGUCCGGCGGACACAGCGUCAAUGGGAGAAGGAGAGAACUAGGCAAGACGAGUUUGAAGAAAGUGAUGACGAGGACAUGGCUCAAGCCAAUGGUGUGUUCAAGCCGAACGGACCGCAGCGCCGGUCCAUUCUCGACUUCAAGAACCCCAAGGCCGUGGAGGACAUGGAUCUUGAUAUUGGAGAACCAGCUCCGCCCUCGAUUGCCGCCACCGCCGCCGCGGCCGCCGCUAAGCCAGCGGAGCCUACUGCUGUCGACAACGAUGAGACCAUGAUCGAUAACGACGAAGCCCAACCGGCCGCCGCUGAACCUGAAGCCGAAGCCCCCGCAACGACAGCCGCGCAGCCUGCAGCAAGCUCUGCGGCCAAAGUUGACGAGGAUGGCGAUGUGGAUAUGGGCGAGGCCGAUGAGAAGCCUGCAGAACCUGAGGCGGAGAUCAAGACCGAGGAAAUUGAGACUGCCCCUGCUCCGGAGCCGGAGGCAGAGCGCAGGCCAAGUCCCGCCGCCGCCACUGCGGAGCCUGCUACCGAGGCAGCAGCAGCAGCCUCUCCCAAGGCCGCCUCGCCGGUACCAGACGCCAACACUGAGAAGCCAGUGGCAGAAGAGCCAAGCAAGGUUGCCGAGGAGGCAUCCGACAAAGCACCGGCAGCAACAACAGAUGACAAGGAAAAGGAGGCCGAUAAGCCUCAAGAAUAGGACGCAACCCCCCGAACAAACACUCAGUACGUCUGAUAGCUCGGACUAAUCGGGCCCUGAGUACGUCGGCAAAUUUCAGUUGUGUUAUCCCAUGAGCAUGAUUGGCAUUGGCGUUUGGGGAUUUAGGGGUGUUGUGACGAGGAAAAUGUUGUUUUCAAUGAUUCCCCCAC